GCGAUCAAUAUGGCGACCAGAAUGUUGGGGAGAAUCCUUCAGAGUAAUGCAAGGUCAGUCAUCGUGUGUUCGACUGACUAUAGACGCUGCAUGAUUCCUGGCUUUAGAUGUUUUUGUUCAGCUGUUAGUGACGCUCGCGAGUGUUUUCACCCGAGUCUUCCUUUUUCAAAGCGCUUGAAGAACAUUCAACCAUUUUGCGAGACGCUUACUGGACCAAAUGAAGUUUUGGAGCUCUUUAAUCAAUUUAUUAUUCUUCCUGAGCAGCUCAAAAAAGAAGCACUAGAUUAUGCACUUAACUGGCUGGUUCGUUAUGACAAGAUCGACGCAGCUUUUGAACUGAUAACUCUCAUGGAACAAAAUAAUAUCCCGAAAACUUACUCAACGUAUUCCAUUGUUGCUAAUUGUUACUCGAAGUCCAAUUAUCCUAAACAUUCAAUGAAAAACUUGUUUCAUGAAAUGCUAAAGGACGGUUUAACUCCCAGAGCUCGCCAUUUUAAACCUUUUGUGGAGAUGGAAGCCAUCAAAGGAGAUCCAAUGGAUGCAUUUCGUUGUUUGGACGAUUUGCGUCACUCUGGGACACUUCAUGAACGAAUCGUGGAUAUCUAUGUAACAGUUGUCCGAGCUUGUGUGGGCAGAGAGAGUAGGCAGUUAACGAAUAAGGUAUUGGAAUUGUUUUACGACGUUCGAAGAUAUCGAGACUUGCUGAGUUUUGAGGCUUUGGAGACAAUCAAGCUGUGGUUUGACAGUCAAAAAGACCCAAAAUGGGUGACAGCUUGGUCAUUUCCAACAGCAACAUACCACUGCCAAGCCUGCAAGCAAAAACUAGAAACUGGGCACUUUACUGCAGAAGAACUGCAAGAGCUGAAGGACCCACUUAUUUCGCAUAUGUUGAGGAAUCGCAAAAUUCUUUCAGAAGUACGAAGUCACACGACUGCUGGAAAGUAUGUUGAUUAUAACCGACCAGGGCAUUCCAAUAGGUUUCCAGUCAGUGUGGUCAGGUUUAUUGAAACAACAGGACGCUAUGAUGUAGUUGUGGAUGGACUCAAUGCGGCUUAUUACUAUCAUCAUUUUGAUGCUGAAAAGCUGAAAGCUGUGGCUGAACAUUUUCUGAAACAGGAAAAGAGGGUUUUGGUGGUGGGUUCUAGUCCAAUUUCACUGGGUAACUUAAAAAGACAUGACAAUGUACUCCCUUCAGUGAUGGAUUUUCUGAGAGAACAUUGUGGUGUUUUCUGUCUGGCGGGAAGGUCACUAGACGACGUCUAUCUUCUUAGCGCUGCUAUGCAGUGUGGCCCAGGCACUCUACUGGUGUCCUCGGACAUGUUCUCUAACCAUCUGCAAGGUAUGGAUUUACUGAUGAAAGCCCAGUUCACCAGAUGGCAAGAGCUUUACCAAAUGAAGUUGGCUAGUUUGGGUGGUAAACAACCCAUGUUUGAGAGUGUGAGGAGAUUUGACAGCCGUGUUCAUGUCCAAACCACAGGGGAUACAUGGCACUUCCCAAGUAGUGAUGGAAGUAAAUGGCUUUGUGUCCGAAGAGAGGAUAAAUCCCUGUUAGACAGCCACACUGUUUCAUAUUUUUGAUAUGAGAAAUUAUCAUGUGGCUGUUAUGAAUAAUUUAAUGUGUUUUGACAAUUAAAACAAAGUAAUUACUUGUUUGGAUGUGAAGUGUUUGUGAAGCUGUGCAUUCAUUUCAGAAUCUUUCCUAAAAUUUUUGCACACCUCAAAGGAACUGUGUAACCCUUUGUGCAUUUUACAAUGUUGAAGUUAUGUGUAAAUGUUCUUGUUUGUUUUUUUUUUUCAGUCAGUCUUUAUCUUCUCAAUUUUUUGCUCUCCUUGUUCCUUUUCUUUUUUUUCCCUUUUCCCCAAGAAAUCUGUGUCAUAUAUCCUUAGACAGUUUCCCUUCAAUAUACAACAUUUCUGGUGAGGUCACCUUUUUAAUAACAAAAUUCAGAAAUGAUAAUGAGUCACUUAGCCACAAUAAAAAUUUUAUUUACAAUCA
Messenger RNA from Stylophora pistillata, 1996 nucleotides. RefSeq names its product mitochondrial ribonuclease P catalytic subunit. Gene Ontology annotation, cellular component: mitochondrial ribonuclease P complex. Gene Ontology annotation, biological process: mitochondrial tRNA 5'-end processing; tRNA 5'-leader removal. The record is from RefSeq and is a predicted model, not a curated record. Lineage: Eukaryota; Metazoa; Cnidaria; Anthozoa; Scleractinia; Pocilloporidae. Gene Ontology annotation, molecular function: protein binding; ribonuclease P activity.